AUGGUCGAUGUGCCUACGGUUGUGUUAUCCUCAGCGGGGACUCUCUGCAUUGCAGCCUUGUUCUUCACAAUUUAUAAUCGGAGGCGUGCUCAUAUUAAGAUGGCAUUAAGUCUAAGCUAUCAAGCCAUCAAAAACAUACUGUUAUGCCAGACCAAGGAACAGAGAAUUUUAGACUUUGUGCUGAAGAAUGCUGUUCGUGGGGACCCACAGAGUGUAAUAGAUAACAUUGACAAAUACUGCAGUCAAAGGGAGUGGUCCAUGAACGUGGGAAACGAAAAAGGUAUCAUUUUGGAUAACGUAGUAAAAGAAAGUAACCCAUCUACAAUACUGGAGCUGGGAACAUACUGUGGAUAUUCUGCUGUCCGGAUAUGUCGCUUACUGAAGCCUGGUGUUCGCUUCUUCACUGUGGAAUUCAACCCAGCUUAUGCUGCAGUGGCCAAGCAGAUCAUUGAAUUUGCUGGACUUAUCGACAAGGUGCAAGUACUGGAAGGUUCCACAGGUGACAUUAUCCCCCAACUAAAGAAAAAAUAUGAAGUGGAUACUCUAGAUUUUGUCUUUGUAGAUCAUUGGAAGGAUAAAUACAAACCAGAUACUCAACUCUUGGAAAAAUGCAACUUGCUGAGAAAGGGUUCGGUGGUUCUUGCCGACAAUGUGAUCGUGCCAGGGGCUCCUGAUUUCCUGGAAUAUGUCCGGAAUUGUGGCAAAUAUGACUGUACCAAUUUCCCAUCUUUCUUGGAGUAUAUGGAUGAAAAAGAUGCCCUAGAAAAGGCUGUUUUUAGGGGAUAAAUGUAAUUUUGUAUUUGUAACACUGUGGAGCAGUGAUUAGCAUUUGGAAGUUACAGCACUGGGUGCUAGGUUCAAUUCAAGCCAAGGCACUAUCUUCAAGGAACAUGUAUUUUUUUCCCAGUGCUUGUGUGAGUUUCCCCCGGGUUCAUCAGUUUCCCCCCUAACUCUAAAACCAUACAGUCAGGGUUAGUGACUUUAAAUUGACCAUAAUAUGUGAUAGGAACAUUAAUAUCUUAACCCCAUUGUGGACCAAUGUGACUGGACUAUAAAGCUCUGUGGAUCAUGUCAGUGUUAUCUAAAUAAAGCAUAAUAAGUAUUAAUGCUUUAUUUACAGUUGAACUUUAUAGUUAUGACAUCCUCAUUGUACUGUAUGUACUUUACUAUGGUGUAUGGUGUCUUGUGUGUUGUUCUAACUAAAAAAUUUUUAAUAUCACAAAAAUAAAAUGUUUAUUUUAUUCUACAGCUGAA
Xenopus tropicalis (tropical clawed frog) is the source of this 1254-nucleotide messenger RNA. It is a transcript of the gene comt, whose product is annotated as catechol-O-methyltransferase. Gene Ontology annotation, molecular function: magnesium ion binding; O-methyltransferase activity; catechol O-methyltransferase activity. Gene Ontology annotation, biological process: catecholamine catabolic process; developmental process; catecholamine metabolic process. The record is from RefSeq and is marked provisional. NCBI's taxonomy places the organism in Eukaryota, Metazoa, Chordata, Amphibia, Anura, Pipidae.